GCUUUUACUUUGAAACUCCCCGGAUAUGACGUCCCUCUUCCUCCCCGGUCACCGUUAAGUGUCUCAUCGGCUGUCUUUCGAUCAGAGAGUUUACAUUUCUAAAUAAAACAAGCAGCCCGGGAGGGAAUAUUGUCUUUAUUAUGUCUUUUAACAGUCUGUCCGACCCGAGGAGAAUAAAUAAGAUCAUACGGUACAAGGCCCCGAGCACAGACAGCAAUCCCACACUGGAGGACCCCACGCCCGACUACAUGAACCUGCUCGGCAUGAUCUUCAGCAUGUGUGGACUGAUGCUCAAGCUGAAGUGGUGCGCCUGGAUCGCGGUCUACUGCUCCUUCAUCAGCUUCGCUAACUCCAGAAGCUCCGAGGACACCAAACAGAUGAUGAGCAGCUUCAUGCUGUCCAUCUCGGCGGUCGUGAUGUCCUACCUGCAGAACCCUCAGCCGAUGUCGCCGCCGUGGUAACCCGAGUGGGGGGGGGGGGGGGGGAGGGGGAAAUCGCUGACGCUGAGCUGAUUGACCACGCCCCCUUCCUCCCUGGCCAAUCAACGAGUAACAAGACGGAGACGGAAGGAAAUCUAGUGUGAUGGAAAGGAGACGGUAAAGAGGACACUACUUCAAGACGGAGACAUCGGGCGGUCUUUGACUGCCGUCUCGUGUUUUAUUUUCUCUUUUCAACCUUUUUCUACUUUUUUUUUUUUUUUUUGAUGAAAACUUCAGAAUUCUGUUGCAGGACGUCAUAAAUAAAGUUGUAAGAUUUUU
Cyclopterus lumpus (lumpfish) is the source of this 758-nucleotide messenger RNA. RefSeq names its product WD repeat domain 83 opposite strand (gene wdr83os). The record is from RefSeq and is a predicted model, not a curated record. Gene Ontology annotation, cellular component: endoplasmic reticulum membrane. Gene Ontology annotation, biological process: protein insertion into ER membrane. Gene Ontology annotation, molecular function: protein folding chaperone. Bases 141 to 461 code for a protein of 106 amino acids. The transcript is spliced from 4 exons. Lineage: Eukaryota; Metazoa; Chordata; Actinopteri; Perciformes; Cyclopteridae.